Messenger RNA from Dimorphilus gyrociliatus, 3235 nucleotides. Lineage: Eukaryota; Metazoa; Annelida; Polychaeta; Dinophilidae. The record is from the annotation of a GenBank genome assembly.
GCAUUUUGCAUGGACAUUACUUGGAGUACACUAAAGAAAUAAUUCAGAAGGAUAUACAAAAGCAAGCGUAGUAGCCAUAUUCCAAGAAGUUAUCCAUCAUCAGCUGAUUUAUCAUAUAAUAAAAUAAAUUACCAGGAAGGCUGUUAUCUGAUUUAAAAGAAAUAUCCAAUGAGUAUGCUACACAAAUAUUCUAGAAAGUGAGCUUAUAAAUCGAUAUUUCUCUUUACUUCUGCACCAACCUGAUGUUGCUCAAUUUUUUAGGUUAUCUUAUUUGUUAGUUUCUUAAAGUGCUCUAUUUCAGAUUGCACCUUUUCCUGCUGAUAAUUGUAAGUGCACUGAUGACAUUGACUUUUACAUAUUACGGAAUAACCAUUGAUGAUUCUUACAAUACUCUAUUAACAAAAGUGAAUAUCAGAGAUGGACUACUAAUAAAUACAACAGGAUGCAAAGUGGAGUAUAUUGCUCCAUUCUCCCCAAUAGCAAAACAGCACUUUACAACAAUGACAAGGCCUGAUUGUACAAAAAAACAAAAAUUAAAAAAUUUCACAUGGGUAGAAGAUGGGCAUUUAAAAAUAUCUAAAGACGAUCGAACUGCUUUAAUUUCACGUGGUGUUGUGUGUAAAUACUAUAAAAUAUCCCGAAAAGCGAAAACAGAUUUUGGAUUUUCAUUAGGUGCAGCAAUUCCUAUUGAUUUAAAGAUUAACUACUCUCUUCCUUUGAAAAAAAUUGAAUUUUUGAAAGUUAUCUGUCAACGGAAUUCUAGUUUAUUAUAUGAGAAUUAUCAUACCAAUGUAUUUUGGAAAAGAGGCAAGGCCUUGUAUAAUCAAUCUCAAAGCUCACUUUAUAAUUUAUUAUUUGUCGGAAUUGAUUCGACGUCUAGAAAUAAUUUAAUACGAUAUAUGCCGAAAGUUUACGAUUAUUUGCUUAAAGAUUUAAAUGCGAUAGAUUAUGAGGGUUUUAUCAAAGUAGCUGGCUACACUCUUGGAAAUAUUGGUGUUAUGCUUAGGGGUAAAUGGGUACAAGAGUGGAAGGGUUUUUCCUCUAAACCCUAUUUAGAUAAAUAUCGAUUUGCAUUUCAAGAUUUUGCAGAUAAAGGUUAUGUGACUCUAUUUAGCGAAGAUGAUUCUCAAUUUUCUAUGUUUAAGUCGGCUAUCAGAGGCUUUAAAAACCAACCCAUGGACUAUUGGGGAAUACCUUUUACUGAUGCAGCGUCGAAAGGUAAAUUGUCGCCAAGUUCACUAUGUUUUGGUCAAAAAACAAACGUCCAAGCUCUUACCGAUUGGGUCUUGCAGUAUCAAAGUAUAUAUAAGGAUCAAAAAUGGUGGGCUCAUAUUCAUCAAGCGAUUUCAGUUCAUUCAAGAUUAGAUACUCUGGGAGCUUUAGAAAAAGACUACUUACAUUUCUUUCAGGAAAUCAAAGAGAGAGAUGUUUUUAAAAACUCGUUUCUUUUUUUCUACGCUGAUCAUGGUCUAAGAUAUGGCACAUUCAGACAAACGUACGUUGGUAGAUACGAAGAGCAUUUGCCAUUUAUGAUAAUAGUUCCACCCAGAGAUUUUAUAGCAAAGUAUCCGACUUACUACGAGCAUAUGCGUUUAAAUUCAAAGAAACUUUCUACUUAUUUUGAUAUUCAUAAAACUUUAUAUCAUUUAUUAAAUUUGAAUAACGAGAAGUUAUAUUAUGAAAAACACGGCAAGAAAAGAGGAGAGUCAUUGUUCAAUAUAAUACCAGAUAAUAGAACGUGCCAAACUGCUCCACUUAGACAAAGAGACUGCUUGUGUAAAACCCAAAUGAAGAUAUCAACAGAAAAUAAGCUUGUUAGAUCAGCUACAUCAUUUGCAUUUUCAAAAAUGAGAUCUCUUGUCAAAAAACACGAUAAGAAAAAAGUAUGUAAAACAAUGUCUUUAUCAAGAGCUGUUGAAGCUUUUAUUCUGCUAAAAUCUUUGAAAGAUGGCGUUCCAUUAACUGAAAAUGAACUAAAAUCAAAAACUGAUAGUUCGUAUGCUAAAUUAGUAAUUACUUUUAUAGCUAAACCAUCAUUUGGAAUUUUCGAAGCUAUGGUAGGCUAUUCCUAUGAUUCAAGGAAAUUCACUCUACUUGAGAAUUUUGAACGAUUGGAUAAGUAUGGUAAUCAGUCUGAUUGCAUCAAUAAUAGGGAACUGAAAGGUAUUUGUUAUUGUAAAUUGUAAAUAUAGCAAGUAAAGUGCUAUUGUCUAGAUCCUUUGCUGCCAAAUUAAUAAAAAUAUGCUAUUUUUUACAAAUAUCUUCCCUUUCUAUAUGGUUAAUUUAAGCUUGACAAAUACUUAGAGACUAAGACAAAAAGGCAGAAGUAUUUUACUAUUCAUGUUUUGAUUACAGCCAUAAAUCCUUAUACUGACUGUUUGUGAAAAGUUAAUGCUCAUAUAAAUUGUAUAUUUAGUAUAUACACUAUAAAUAUAUAAUGUAUAUAUAAACAUAUAUGCUUAAAAUAUUUUUGACUGUAUAUUUAUUUCCUUGAAUAGCACAAAGCUGUUUCUACAACAGGGAAAAUUGUUACUAUCCGUAUGUAUUCUUCUAGGAAGUCACGAAAAAUAGUUAAUAUUUAAGACUAUCGCUUUUUAAAAAAGGCUUACUAACAUUCUUAAAUAAUAAUACAUUUUUAAUAUUUGAACAAUAAAUCCGAUUACAUAAAUGCAAAAUUUUAUUGAUUAAGUAAAAAACAAUUUCUAUAACAAAAAAUGUAUUAUAUUAUUGAUACGGGUUCAUAUAUGAACAAUAUAUACAAUAAACUAUUUAUGUAAAUGCAUGCUCUCUUAAAUGGAAAAUAGCUAAAAUGACAUCAUUAUGCUCUUUAUUUGUUAUAUUAAGUGUACAUAGUCAUUCUGCUUCAAUAAUUAAUAUCUAUCAUAAAUGCUCUGAAAAUAAUAAUUUUCAAGCAAGUGUAUCUACAACCUACCGCCCUCUAUCGGAUUUAAAUAAAUUUAAUUCCUUUUAAAAAGUUGAUGGAUGAAAGAACACUUUUUCUAGAAAUACGAAACAUUCAGAAUUAUUAAAAACAAAUUCUAGCGAAAAUUUUAAAGGUUGCUAUAACUUACCAAGAUGCAAUCGCCUGUUUUCUUAGUAAACCUUUUGUUAAUGAAUAUACAAAAAGGAUUAAGGAGAUUAAGAAGCCUUUCUUCGCUUUGGGUUUUCCCAAAAUGCAAACACGUUAAUAAAUAGAAAAGAUAAAGUUAGGUUAUAAGUUUAUCAAUAUAUAGAG